AUGUAUCUGUACGGAGUCGCCAAUGGUAUGGAUUAUCAGAUGAAUGGAGAAACCAUUGAUAACGUAACAGUUGAUGCUCACCCGAUCGAACAAGCCAUCGUAAUCAAGUAUCAAGUGGACAAUAAUCGAAACCAUCGCACCACAGAAUGUCAGAAGCUGUACGUUUUCAGUAGUCAUUUGUAUGCUAAUGAUUUUGAGGAAUGGUCAACCUCAAGAGAUCUCAAUGAAGACGUUGAUGUCAAAUUGUUGGCUGACGUUGUUAUGGAAAAAUGUGCACUUAUACCAGAAGGAAUGCGCCAAGAAGUUGAACAAAUAUUGUACUACCUACAAAACAGGAACAAACGUGCUCGGCUGAUUUUCCAGAGCUACAUCGAGCUGUUCUAUGAAGAUACAGCGGAGAAAAAUCGUGGAGCUUUGCAUAUUCUGGAACUCACUAAGACCACCGCAAAUCUGGAAGUACUCAUUGAAAAUGAAACGUUAAUUGGAGCCUUAGCUCGUGUAUUCCGCGAAGACUGGAAGAAGAAUUUCGAGUUAGCUACCACAAUAAUACGGAUUUUCGUACAGUUCUCGUACUACAACCAAUUUCAAGCAACUUUAUCUCAUCACAAGAUUGGUGCCCUGUGCAUGAAUGCUAUGGAGUACGAGAUAAAGCGCGGUGAUUUGUGGGCGGCUGAAGCGAAAAAUGCGGACGAGAAAACUGCGAAGAAAUGCCGUCUAGCUAUUCGUAAGCAACAAGCCCUUUUGGCAGGUAUGGUCUUUGGCAUUUCCACAUCGCUGAAAGUUCCACUUACAUUUUGA
This is a messenger RNA of Cooperia oncophora, 798 nucleotides long. The record is from the annotation of a GenBank genome assembly. Lineage: Eukaryota; Metazoa; Nematoda; Chromadorea; Rhabditida; Trichostrongylidae.